AGAGAGAGACGCUCACUGGAGCUCGUGCACGUGAUAUCGUCAGGCUAGGUUGUUGUCAAAAACGAGAACAGUUUUAGCAAGUUUUAGGUAUCACUGGCUUUUUCUUUUGGCCGUGAAAUCCCACUUUAAGGGCUCGACUGAUGUUUUUCCCCACUGUUACCCAUAGAGGACCUUAAAGGGGGCUAACGUUAGGCCUAUAUGGCCUCUACAGAGACGAAACAUGAGAUCUGCAGCCCCUUGAUGCCCCGGCGCAACGCUUUGAGGAAAACGUGUGCAGAGAUAGUAAAUGAGGUCAGACAGUCCCUGCGAGUUCAGUCCACCCACCGGCCAUUUACUCCCAGAGAUGGACAUAGACAACUUUUUGGGAGCGCAUCUAUCCGUGACAACAGACCACCUUCUACUUUUAGCCUUCAUGCUCAAAGUUUUGAUGCUUCAGACUCCAGGCCAGGUUCAGGGACUCGCCUCUCUCCUUUGGAUCAUAAGCCAAAGUUUUCAGUCCCCUGCGAUGCUGACGAUCCAUUCAAAGCCUUACCCAAACCUCCUACUAGCCCAGUGAAGGCACGGAGGGGGCUGGCAGGGGCAGGAGUACGAGCACGCCUCCUCAGACCUGGAUCUCUCACCAGGUUACCGCCUUUAGAAGGACACCAAAAUGUGAAAGAGCCACUGAAUGCAGGCCCAGGACAAAAGCAGCUGUCAGCUAAGCAACUUUCCAGUACAGACCACACCGCAGGUUACAGUGGUCCUGUCAAACCCGGCCCUCGCACAGCAGCAAGUGAAAGAAUGGUGCAGAGUGAUGUGGACUCAGGAGUAAGACCCAAAGACUGCAAAGGAGAUAGCACAGCAGAGCCAGAGCAUGGAGACAACAAGGGCAACGCAGAGGAGGAUGCAGAGUCACUGAUGUGGAAAAAUGUGAUCGUUCCUCUCCUUCAAAAACUAGAGAGUGUUGCUGCAGGCGGUUCCGAGGGCUCGGUUGACCGCCUGUGUGAUUUGUGUGACCGUCUCCACGGCACCUUGGCAGAGGCGGACAUGCUCGGUCGGCGCUGUAAGAAGAGGUCAGGGAUACUUCGAACACUGUUCCGACUCAUUGACCUCAACUAUGCCCAGCUCAACAUGCACAUUGCCCAGCUGUGCCUUGCUCUGUGCGUCAGUGGAAACAACCUGCUCAACAUCUGUAAACUCAUCUUCCAGAUCAGCCGCAGUGAAAGCAACGACAUCCUCUUCCAGAACAACUCAGUCAUUGAUUCAUUGCUGAGGAUGCUAAGCAAUGAACAUGUGUCUGCAUCUGGAGAAGCAAUCCUGUAUUGUGUUGGAACUUUGAAAUUUCUCUCUGGAAACGCUGAAAUCCUCAGAAUAUUGCUGGAUAAAAACUUCCUAGGUGUGGCACAGAAACUCGUCCAGAAACUCUGCAUAGUAGAAGAAACCAACCUCCCCAUAGCAGGCCACAUCCUCGUACAGCUGACAACGAUCCUGAGGAAUCUUGCUGAUCUCCAUGAGUCCCGUCCACUGUUUGUUUCAUUCUCCAUACUACCAGCGCUUUGCCAAGUGCUGCGGCAACACUGUGAAGAUCAGGAUGUCUGCAUGAACAUUUCCAGAAUUUACAGUAAACUUUCUUCAUAUUCUGAGUGCCGCCUCGCCCUGGCUCAGACCCCCGACUGCUACCAGCUAUUUUUAGAGCUGUUGAGCAAACAUCACCAAAAACAGGACCUCGUCGUGCGCCUCCUCUUCACCCUCGGGAAUCUCACAGCCAAAAGCGACGAGCCCCGGCUGGAGCUCUUUCAGUGCGACGGCUGCAUGCACACGCUUCUCUGGCUGUACGACAUCUACCAGCGAAAAGAUGGGCCACCUCACACAGUCGUGCAGAAAGGAGCCUCUCCUCCCGUCAGACCACAGGUGGCUGACGACGUGCUGGUGAAGCUGGUCAGGGUGCUGGCGAAUAUGUGCAUCCACCCCGCCGUGGGUCCACCUGUGGCCGCAGACACAGCCUGCAUUCGGCUUCUGAUGGAGACACUUGAGCUGAGGAAAGUGGAGGAGAGUGAGGAGCUGCUAGUCAAUGUGGCCGCCGCCAUCAACAACCUGUCCUUCUACCAGAAAGAGACUUCUGCCAUCAAACACAAUCAGCUCCAUAUUGCAAAGCUGAUGUUGAAGUUGCUCCUCAGCUCUAGUACAGGAGCCAUGCUCGAGGCCGUUCGCGUCUAUGGAAACCUGUCGCAUUACGAGGACGUUCGGAACUUCAUCAUGCGAAACAAAGUGCACCGGUUUGUGGUAACACUGCUCGACUCAAAGAGCAACGAGAUGUGCUUUGCAGCCUGCGGGGUCCUCACCAACCUGGCUCUGGAUCCUCCCAGCAGGGUCUGUCUCACGGUGGAGGGGGCUUCUGCCAAGCUGGUGGACUGUCUGAGAGACUUUGGACUGGGUGAUUGGCAGCUGGCGGGCCAGAUUUGCCAGGCCGUGUGGAACCUGACUGGUGGCAGCUCAGAGAAAGUAUUAGACACCGAGGAGAGAGAAUCGCUGCUGGAGAUCCUCGCUGCAUACUUAGAUGAGGAGGAGGCUCUGAAGUGGACGGAUAACGAGGACUUCAGGGACUUCCACAGAGCAUGUUGGGAGUUAGAGUUCCUACCAGUCGCUCAAAAACUGAUGAAGAUGCUCCAGUCUGCAGAUCUAACAGCCUGAGAAAGUCGGGCGUGGAGUUUUGUGUCAGCAAAAACUGAAUUUAUACUUUUACAAUCAAACACGCCACCACCUGCAGCUUUGUAUAGCUGGCUGUAAAGUUUUGCAGUUUCCUUUUUGUGCAGAAAACACACGAGACCAGAGCUGAAAUGAGCUCAGCCGACUCCUGCACUAUAAUCCUCUAAAUAUGCUGAAUAUGCUCCACAUAGCCGUCAUGUUUUCCACCAAGGGUGAAGUUACAGCCAGUAAAGUUUAAAGGCUGCAGACCAGACAGGCCAAUAUGAAACACUUAUACUGUAAAUGCAUAAAAUGUCUCAGGUUUUAAUUUAUCUAAUCAUACAGGUAAUAAUCCAGGAUAUAGCAAGCAGGCUUAAUGUAAACUGUAAAAAAAAUUAAAAAAAAGGUGGUGUGUGUGGAUGUGAUAUUUGUUGAGCCCUUUAUACUUUGGAACAUGUAUGGACACAUAUUUGCAUAUCAUCCACUUUCAGUUCCACAAACCUUUCAAGGGUUUAUCACGCACAAAAACAUGUUUUUGCACACUCAUAUGACUGGCUUUGCACUGUAUUGUACAGUACAUAAUGUUUUAUGUUGUUUUAAAAAACAACAGAUGACCGACCUGGAAUUUACCUCAUGUGUAAAUCUUUUAUCGUUUGUGGAUCGUGUGGCAUUUGAACUUGUACUUAAUAAAAAAGCAUAGCAGAUGAAGAGCAGAAAACACGUUUGCUUUAUUAUGACACAGAUAUGGGGCCAGGCAGUGCUUACAGAGUUACACCAAGUAGCCUAAACAUACAGCAUUUCAAAAAUCACACUGUUAUUACAUUGAAACAAAUCAGAAACGGCACUUAAUGUUGAACUCCCACCCCAGUUUUCUCACAACGGUGACCUUGAACAACCACAAAACAAGCUAAUGCUUCAAAACCUGGUAAAACAAUCCGAUAGCCAGAAAUGACAGCAAACAUUGUUCUAUACAUAGGAUUUCUCAGCAUGAUAUGAGCGACAGGUGGCUGUCUGAUUUAAAAAUGUAAAAAAAAAAAAAAAAAACGUUCCUGUUUUGUAUUAUCGUGGGGAAAAAUGUAAAGGCCAGUGGGGAGGAACGCUGAGUUUCUGCUGGUGAUUUUACAUUGACAGACUUCUGCGGCCUCGACGGGAAUCACCCUGAACUUCUGACAGACUUCCAGCCUCAUCUGGAGAGCGAAACACUUUUUCCCAGAAAGGUGUGACACAGAGGCAAACAGGAAAGUGAGGUAACUUGACCUACAAGGAAAUCCCCUCCUUUGAAUCGAGACAAAAGCUGGUAGGGAGCAAAGAGAAACUUUAAGUCUCAACCGCACCACAGGAAGGGGGACUACACACUUCUGAUACAGUAAAAUGAAAUUCACAUCAAAGUCCCUAGACUGUACUGACGGCAGACUGAACUAUACCCCUGGGUCCAGCCUGCUGUUGGUGAAGUCAGCUUCAUUAUCAGAGAGCAAGUAAAUCUCCUGUGUCAAUUCACAAGUCAUCUUUUGCAUAACAGCGCUCAGAUAUCCUUACUAAUGACUACGGGCAAUUUAAUUUCCUGUUCUUGUGCAUCUGAGCGAGCUGUGAACUGAUGGUGACACCGAUUGUGCUUUGAAUGUUUGAUUCCUGAACUGCAUUUCUCCACAUUUUAUACAAUCUUAUUGAUGAAGAAACACACGUUACAUUGUUUUGGGAAAAAGCUACAAAAUGAUACACAACAAUUUAAUAUUAGUUUAUUAUUUUUUUUAAUCUUUUUUUCAUAUAUUUCCAUAUAAAAAGUGUCAGUAACUGACAGUCAGAAAACCUCCUCUCAAAACACUUGCAAAUGUACCAUUCCUUUUUCAUCAGAGUCCUCAUCAUCAUAGUCACUCAUUCAUCCGUCACCUGUCUCAAAUCCAGCCUCAGAAGAAUGCAGUACUGAAAUGAUUAACAAAGAAAACAAACCGUAGAGGUUUCACACCUCUGUUCAAAAUAAAGA
Molecule: messenger RNA, 4645 nt
Organism: Oreochromis aureus
Lineage: Eukaryota; Metazoa; Chordata; Actinopteri; Cichliformes; Cichlidae
Gene: armc2
Product: armadillo repeat containing 2
Exons: 18
Coding region: 199-2670 (823 amino acids)
Biological process (GO): sperm axoneme assembly; cilium organization
Molecular function (GO): protein binding
Source: RefSeq, a predicted model, not a curated record